Molecule: messenger RNA, 420 nt
Organism: Penicillium hordei
Lineage: Eukaryota; Fungi; Ascomycota; Eurotiomycetes; Eurotiales; Aspergillaceae
Exons: 1
Coding region: 1-420 (139 amino acids)
Source: RefSeq, a predicted model, not a curated record
AUGCAAAGGGAACGGCGGUUCCUGGUCGCCAGUCCAGCUGCAUGUGAAUCAAAGGAAGGGAACAACUAUGUAAUUUGCAGAAUUUGGGAAGAAGCGAUCUCAAAAGAGUGGCCUGCAGUGGUCAUACACGAAUUCAUCGAUUCUCCUGAGUCAGGCAUAGAGGCCAAUCCCAUAGUGAUUAGAGAUGAUCCUACUCCUUUGGACUCGGCAUCUAACCAUAUCGUGAUUCACGUUGACGAGGACUGUGGCUAUGAUGAGACGGAGCAGCCUGGUUCUAUUGCCGACACGAAGAUCAUGGCUACACCAGAGUUCUGGGAGAAUUUAAUCUAUAGAAGCUUUCUUGUGCCAGAAGACGAGGGUGCAACCGUUGACUUGACGUCUAUCCUUACGCUGACCAGAUUGCAGCCCGCGAGGACCUAG